Messenger RNA from Salvelinus namaycush (lake trout), 4871 nucleotides. Its product is annotated as ceramide transfer protein-like. NCBI's taxonomy places the organism in Eukaryota, Metazoa, Chordata, Actinopteri, Salmoniformes, Salmonidae. Gene Ontology annotation, cellular component: Golgi apparatus. The transcript is spliced from 15 exons. Gene Ontology annotation, molecular function: phosphatidylinositol-4-phosphate binding. Gene Ontology annotation, biological process: ER to Golgi ceramide transport. Bases 540 to 2354 code for a protein of 604 amino acids. The record is from RefSeq and is a predicted model, not a curated record.
ACAGGCGUGAAUAUGGCGUAGCUGUCAGACGCGCUAGAAAGGCAAUUAUUUACUGAUAUAAAGAUGUUUUCGUCGUAGUAAAUACUAGAUGUUAUUAUAUUUACCAAGUCAGUUAGUAGUGUGAUACUCUUUAUUUCAACUAGCUGCUAGUGUUUUGAGUAUUUCAAGCUGGAUGGAAGGUUUGCCGCUAGAAGAAAACAUAAAGGGGCGGGUCAUUCCUUGCUAGUUCCUACCUGACUAGCCAGUCUGCUAUCGUUAUAGCUUAUCUAACGUUACAGGCUAGUGACACAAACAGUUCUCCAGGUGAAGAGUCAAUUUGGACAAACACUAGCUAAUAAUAAUAAUUUUAGGACAUAGCUAAGACAUUUUAUAGUUAACGUCGUUAGAUCUGGCUAGUAACGUUAGAUGUGUAACAGUUAUUUCUUAACGCUAUUAUUGCGCUCUGUAAUUAUUUUAAACUUUCUGUAGCUAACGUUAGUUGUUUGUUUUCAUUUAGCUCGACUGUCAGCUAACGUUCGCUUAGCUAGACAACACCAACAAUGUCGGAUAACCAGAGCUGGAAUUCCUCGGGUUCCGAUGAAGAUUUGGAUACCGCGGAAUCGGGAGUAGGACAGCCUGUUGUUGGAAUCGCCGAGUACAGUGGAAUCCUCAGCAAGUGGACCAACUACAUCCACGGCUGGCAGGAUCGCUGGGUGGUUCUGAAGAACAACACUCUGAGCUACUACAAGUCUCAGGAUGAGAGAGAGUUUGGCUGCAGAGGGUCCCUAUGUCUCAGCAAGGCUGUCAUCACUCCCCUUGAAUUUGAUGAGUGCAGGCUUGACAUCAGUGUUAACGACAGUGUGUGGUACCUGAGAGCCAUAGACUCAGAACACAGACACCAGUGGAUCAACUCCAUCGAACUACACAGGGCUGAGUCUGGGUAUGGUUCAGAGUCCAGUCUGAGAAGACAUGGCUCUAUGGUGUCUCUCACGUCUGCUACCAGCGGCUACUCCACCACAUCCACCUCCUCCUUCAAGGGCCACAGCCUGAGGGAGAAGCUGGCAGAGAUGGAGACGUUCAGAGACAUCCUGUGCAGACAGGUGGACACGUUGCAGAAAUACUUUGACGGCUGCGCCGAUGCCGUCUCCAAGGACGAGCUGCAGAGAGACACAAUUGUGGAUGAUGAUGAGGAUGAUUUCCCCAACACUCGGUCAGAUGGAGAGUUCAUCCACAACAACAACGGCAGCAAGGAGAAGCUAUUCCAGUCUCUGAGCACUAAGGACAUCAAUGGGAUAGAUUUUAAGGGUGAAGCCAUCACGUUCAAGGCCACCACAGCUGGGAUCCUGGCCACCCUGUCCCACUGCAUCGACCUGAUGGUGAAGAGAGAGGACAGCUGGCAGAAGAGACUGGACAAGGAGCUGGAAAAGAGGAGGAGGAUAGAGGAGGGCUACAAGUCUGCUCUCUCUGAGAUCAAGAAGAAGUCUCACUUCAGAGGCCCUGAUUACGAGGAGGGGCCUAACAGCCUGAUCAAUGAGGAUGAGUUUUUUGAUGCAGUUGAAGCAGCUCUCGACAGACAAGAUAAGAUAGAGGAACAGUCUCACACUGAGAAGUUGAGGAUACAGAGGUCCAGUCCAGUUCCCCCAGGAGAUGUCUACUCCACCAGGGGAUCACACAGAUUUGCCGACAAGGUGGAGGAGAUGGUGCAGAAUCACAUGACCUACUCGCUGCAGGAUAUGGGCGGAGAUGCCAACUGGCAGCUGGUGGUGGAGGAAGGAGAGAUGAAGGUGUAUAGGAGAGAGGUAGAGGAGAACGGUAUCGUCCUGGACCCCCUGAAGGCCACUCACUCCGUAAAGGGAGUGACAGGACACGAGGUGUGCCACUAUUUCUGGGACACAGAUGUACGCAACGACUGGGAAACUACUAUUGAGAACUUCAACGUUGUGGAGACGUUAUCGGAAAAUGCUGUUAUCGUCUAUCAGACACACAAGAGGGUGUGGCCUGCCUCUCAGAGAGAUGUGCUCUACUUGUCUGCCAUGAGGAAGAUCCUGGCUAACAACGAGAACGACCCUGACACCUGGCUGGUCUGCAACUUCUCUGUGGACCACGACAACGCCAUGCCCACCAACAGGUGUGUCCGUGCCAAAAUAAACAUCGCCAUGAUCUGCCAGACCCUGGUAAGCCCACCAGAGGGCGACAGAGAGAUCAGCAGAGACAACAUCACCUGUAAAAUCACCUACGUCGCCAACGUGAACCCGGGAGGCUGGGCUCCUGCCUCAGUCCUGAGGGCCGUGGCCAAGAGGGAGUACCCCAAGUUCCUCAAACGUUUCACUGGCUACGUCCAGGAGAAAACAUCAGUGAAACCUAUUCUCUUCUGAGGUUCACAGGACUCACUACACCACUGUCCACACAAGACUGUUCCGAACAUAGCAUACCAUGACAACCCGAACAUAGCUAACCCUCAUGCUUGGUCUCUAGCUCGGUCUCCAGCUAGCUUCAAUGUAAGCCCUCGUGCGAGCUUCAAUGCUAAUUUCCCAUUCUACACCUCAUGCUAGUUCUUUAUAAUAGCUCGCUCCUCAUGCUAGUUUCCGAUGCUAGCUCCCACAUUAGCUAGCAUGCUAAUGCAGAAAGACCUAUGAGAAUAGCCUAAAUGUAAAAAAAAAUUAAAAAUCAUUUUCUGGCAGAGAUAUAUUGAUAUAAUAUAUAAAUGUAUGUGUUAAGAAAUUUAUAAGAAAGCAAUUUAAGACAUAAAGAAAAAACAUGGCUCUAUUUUAGUCCUGCUUUUUGUAGUUGUUAUUUUUUAAGAAAUGGAGUGUUCCUAUUUUGUGUUGAUUUUGCUUUUUAUAAUAAUCAGUGGUGUCACAGCUUACUCUCAUGCUGCUAAUUUUUCGAGUACGACAAAACAAUUUAGCCUCCUUUUUCCCCCCAGAAUGAACAUUGUGUUUGUAAAAAAACAUAAGUGUAGAGGGCUGUCAUUGAACUAUGAUCCCCAUGACAUAAGACUUGACCUUUUGGUCUUUGUCUCCCUGGUGAAAACACCACUUUGCUGGUGCUGAUGGAGGGACGAGACUAAAAGUUUAUUUUGUUUUCAAAUGUUGAAAAUGUAUUUGUUUCUUUAUUUUGGUGGUUGUACUUGAGUCAAAAGCUAGGUUUCCAUCCGAAUAUUCAGAAAUCUGCAUAAAGAAUGAGAAUUUUCCCACCAAACUGACUUGUUGAUAAAAAUCAGUGCGUGAUGACGUAGUACACACAAUAUGUACUUUUUCACUUAAGUUUUCAUGUACUGAAUAAAAAUCUAAAAUCCCAUGUCCUUCCAUCGCGUUUUGACACAGCUGUUGCCAUAAAUAGCAAAUGUGCCUACUCUUGUCUUGGCACGUGCCAACAACUCGCAGAUACAGUGCUGGUAGGCUAUUCUACAUGAGAUUAUUAUGGAUUAGAGCGAGAAUAUUUAUAUUUGUCAAGCAUCGAUCAUCAUGUCACCGGAAUAAGACCCUCUAUUUAUUGGAAAGGAGCAUCAAGCUCAUCACCGUGCACUUUCAUUACCCUUUAAAAUUCAUAAUUUAGCCUAUUUCCUCUGUAGCCUAAUAAACAGCAUGGUUUCCCGAGUCGUAGUGGGAGGUCCAAACACCAUAUCAUUGUGUGACUCUCAAUAUUAUGGUCAUAUCAAUAUUUGUGCAUAAACGCAUUUCCACCAUUUCACUCAUAAUUAAUUUUAGAAAGAUCCCAAAAUGUUGAACGAACAAAUUAUCUGUUUGCAUUUAAAACAAUUUACCGAAACUUAGUUUCCAGCACAGCUGUCGUGAUUUUUUUUCUCCAAAUACAAUAUGACUUCGCAUAAAAAGUGGUUGGAAACGUGGUUAGUGAUGACAUGCUGUAGCAGCACAAUUUAGAGUUGGGGUUUUAGAUAUCUUGAUUAUAACUGUAUAUAAUGUCAGCAACCAUUUCUGCUUCAGAACUGUUUUUUUUUAUGCCUGCAGAUGCUUUUUGUGACUGAAUCGACUACAUAUGCCUUAGACUGGGGGAGAUAACCCAGUACAUUUUGGGAUGGGGUAGGUGAGAGGGUGCUGAUAGACCGUACACCCAUAUGAAAUCACUAGAGAAGUGCCUAGGCCCGAGUUCCAAUACCUGAUUAUCCUCCUCUCUUCUCCCUUCAUUGAAAUAAUCAACCCUGAUAUGACUGAAUGGAAACCUGAAACUUGACUUUCACUUCUACAAUUGGGCUGAUGUUCGGUCAGUCAUUACUUCUAGAAAGGGAGGAAGGAAGCAGGCCCUUUCAAGGUAUUUAGACAGCUCCUAUGUUUUACAGAGGACAGAAGCUUUGUCUCCUGCUGGGCACUUCAGUGAAACAAUGACUGUCUCCACAGAGUGAAAACCGAAGUCUUUCAUUUCAGAUACCUAUUUAUAUGAAACUAAAGGGUUUGGGGGUUAAUGUCAAAUUCAUGUCAUACCUCUUAAUUGUGAUAUUGCAAUCAGCAGAAAUUGAUUUUCACAUAAAAUAUCCUUGGAGGAUGUGAACUGUAUGCUGGCUUUCAUUCCCCAACUGAUCAAGUGAUUUUUACUUUGUACGUUCACCAAUGUGCAAAGUCAUCCAAUAAUUGAUAGCACAAUUUAUGUAUAAAGCCAAGUGAAGAAAAACCUGGUUGGAAAGACAAUUCAAAGUCUGGUUUCCCAGACUCCGAUUAGCCCACUUCUGGACUAAAAAUGCAUGUUCUACAUUCAUAUGUCCUGGGAUAGGCACAAUGUGGGUCUGAGAAACUGCCCCAAUAGCUCUCCUAUGAAUUAAGUUGCACUGAAUGUAAAUAAAAGUAGUCAUGCAAAAUAUUUUGAGAUAGACUUAAAACCAUACUGUGAAAAUGUGGCACUUCUUUAGCUGUUUGGAAAGAAAAAUAAAAUUCAAA